Molecule: messenger RNA, 1347 nt
Organism: Rotaria sp. Silwood1
Lineage: Eukaryota; Metazoa; Rotifera; Eurotatoria; Philodinida; Philodinidae
Source: the annotation of a GenBank genome assembly
AUGUCAAUAGUUUUAAUUGUACUAUCAAUUAUACAUGUUGAUGCAUCAAGUCAUCGAUCCGUUCGACAAACUACAACCAAUAGAUGUCCAGUUCCAUCAGAUAUCGUAGUAUGUGACUAUGUUCAGUGUGCAAAUGGACGUUGUGUAGAAGAUAGAAAUAGUCCUGAUUGUUUUCAAUGCCAAUGUUACCCUGGUUAUACAGGCAGACUAUGUGAUGAAGCUGUUGUUAUACCAUCUUCAUGUAAUCCCGGAUGUCAAAAUGGUGGACAAUGUAUACAAACGGUUGCAAAUACCUUUGCUUGUAAGUGUCCAACAGGUUAUACUGGUACACAAUGUGAAACGUCUGUAUCAGUAACACAUCCAUGUGUUACAAUGCCAGGAUCUAUUUGUCAAAAUGGUGGAACAUGUACAAUGAAUGGAGCUGAUUACAUAUGUGGCUGUGCAGUAGGAUGGACUGGAAAGAACUGUGAAAUGCAAGAGACAUUCACUACAUGUAAUACAAAUCCGUGUGGAGCACAUGGUACUUGUGUACAAGGUAUUUCACAAAAUGGACCUGUUGUAUUCUGUAAUUGUGAAAAUCGAUGGACUGGCAAAUAUUGUGAUGUAAAUCUAGACGGAACAACGACAACAACACCAAUGAUAAUAACAACAGUCAAUCCAAAUGUCACAAUGACAACAACAGCAGUCAAUCCAAAUGUCACAAUGACAACAACAGCAGUCAAUCCAAAUGCCACAAUAACAACAACAGCAGUCAAUCCAAAUGCCACAAUGACAACAACAAUACCAUUAUCUGGUGCUUGUUCAACAAAUUCAUGUUUAAAUGGAGGAUCAUGUUUCAAUAUUGGCAAUACCUUUAUAUGUUUAUGUCAGCAAGGAUGGACAGGUCCACGAUGUGAUACAUCAUUUUCAACAAUACUACAAACUUCGACUAUACCAUCUAACAUUAAUGCUUGCAAUCCAAGUCCGUGUUACAACGGAGGUUCAUGUUUUCGACAUGGUAAUAGCUACGUAUGUGUUUGUAAAUCGCAAUUUACAGGUUCGAAUUGUGAAAUGCUUAAAACGACAACGAUAUCUACAAUGACUACAACAAAUACUGAAAUCACAUGUUCAAAUCGACCAUGUCAAAAUGGAGGAACUUGUUUUAAUACUGGUAAUUCAUACUUUUGCUUUUGCGGAUCAAAUAGUCUUUAUACUGGUAAAAACUGCGAAACAGUUAGUCUACCACCAGCAACCAAUUGUCCCUUAAACUGUACACCUGGCUAUUGUAUAAAUUCUGGUAAUAGUCAAAAUGCAUAUGCUUGUAUGUGUAAUGGUACAAUCACUCCAACAAGUUGUUCAUCGACAUAA